This is a messenger RNA of Budorcas taxicolor (takin), 367 nucleotides long. RefSeq names its product zinc finger protein 233-like. Lineage: Eukaryota; Metazoa; Chordata; Mammalia; Artiodactyla; Bovidae. The transcript is spliced from 4 exons. The record is from RefSeq and is a predicted model, not a curated record. Gene Ontology annotation, biological process: regulation of DNA-templated transcription. Bases 29 to 367 code for a protein of 112 amino acids.
UGCCUUUCCCCAGGAAAAGGACAAGAAGAUGAUGAAGUUCCAGGAGCCAGUGUCCUUCAAGGACGUGGCCGUGGUCUUCACCGAGGAGGAGCUGGGGCUGCUGGACUCGGCUCAGAGGAAGCUGUACCAGGAAGUGAUGCUGGAGAACUUCCGGAACCUGCUCUCAGUGGGAAAUCAGCCCUUCAAACCAGAGCUUAUAUUCCAGCUGGAGAGAGAAGAGCGUUUGAUGAUGGAGACCCAGAGAGAUGGGUGUUCAGCUCAUUUCUUCUGUCCCAGCUGCACUGGCCCACUUGCUGCCCAUCAGACCUGUCUCAGUGAUGCUUCUGCUUCUGGUCACUUGGCUUCCUUUGCUGUGUGCCUUGAAUGA